CUCGAACACGUCAACGCAUCAGUUGCCCGGAUGUUCCGGUGCUCUCGGUCAGGCUUACGUACCGGGACCCGCUGCGCGAGCAACGCGAUGGCAUAAAGCAGCCGAGGAGUCCGUCACACACGAGCGACGCGGAGCUCUUCAAGAUGGUUUUAGAAUCCAUUUCAAGGAUAAUAAAGGUCCAGCUGCCAGCCUACCUCAAGAGACUUCCGCUUCCGGAGACCAUCGGCGGGUUUGCGAGGUUGACAGUGUCCGAGUGGCUGCGGUUGCUGCCCCUGCUGGGCAUCCUGGCUCUGCUGGGCUACCUGACCAUCCGGCCCUUCCUGCCCAAGAAGAAGAAGCAGAGAGACAGUCUGAUCAACCUGAAGAUCCAGAAGGAGAACCCCAAGGUGGUCAACGAGAUCGACAUCGAGGACCUGAACAGCGCCAGUGUUUGUUACUGUCGCUGCUGGCGCUCCAAAACGUUCCCCGUGUGCGACCGGUCCCACCUGAAGCACAACGAGCUGACGGGAGACAACGUGGGACCGCUCAUCCUCAAGAAGAAGAUCCUAUAAUGUUUGCUCUGCCUCUCGUCGUUAACUCCUUUUGUUGUUCUCGUCUCUUUGUUGUUAGUCACAAUCUUCAAGUGAAGCGUCUCAAACUCUUGGAGCCUGAUCUGUAAUGUGCCGAGCAGGAAGCGGCUUUCCUCUUUGGGGCCUUGAACACGACAUCAUGUUGAACUCUUUGGAAUCAAUAAGAUCAAUAUGACCACUUGAACCAUCAAUGACCUGAUGACUCAAUAUUCUGAACACAUUGGGUACUAACCAGAACCGGCCCGUACUGUAGGGUUUAUUGUCUGUUCCAAACAGCAGCACCCUGAGCUCUCCUUCAGGGUGUCAUGUAUUCUCUUAAGUUAUUGUGUGGGAAAUGGGAAAUAUUGUUGAUGCCUUUACAGAUUUGAGUUUUGAACUCUGACCUCCAGACAUUUCAAACAUGCACGUCGAGUCUUAUCCAGUCGGACCUCGGGGUGUCGGGGGCCAGAGAGUUCUGGGUCCACAUGUUCUCCAUAAACGACCUGAACCUCCA
Molecule: messenger RNA, 1062 nt
Organism: Pseudoliparis swirei
Lineage: Eukaryota; Metazoa; Chordata; Actinopteri; Perciformes; Liparidae
Gene: cisd2
Product: CDGSH iron sulfur domain 2
Exons: 3
Coding region: 144-551 (135 amino acids)
Biological process (GO): regulation of autophagy; autophagy of mitochondrion
Cellular component (GO): intracellular membrane-bounded organelle; mitochondrial outer membrane
Molecular function (GO): 2 iron, 2 sulfur cluster binding
Source: RefSeq, a predicted model, not a curated record